AUGGCCAAGAUUCGUUCUUCCCCGCCAUGGCCUGCUGAAGCGUGGGCAAAAGCAAAGGAGGCAUACAGCAGGAACGGACAUUUCGGGCCAAAAAUUUCCUAUAUCAUCAUAAUUUCCAGAUCGGGGCCUUACACCUCCGCAGAAAAACUUCAACUCGCUAUUGAAUCGUCUACCGCUUUAGAACCACAAUGGGUACACAUAGGUUAUCUGGGCCAAAAAGAAGAAGACACCAGCUCCGAGAAGGUCCUAGUUUGUGAAAUCGAACCAGCAGAAUGGCGCCGAAUUUCGAAGACUGCGAAGACUCAGGGUGAGUUUGUUUGGUAUGGUGGGAAGAUAAGGCUUUCAUACGUCGUUGGUCCACUUGGCUCUCGUUCUGAAGUCCCAGCCGAAUCCCAAUGA
Molecule: messenger RNA, 399 nt
Organism: Ophidiomyces ophidiicola
Lineage: Eukaryota; Fungi; Ascomycota; Eurotiomycetes; Onygenales; Onygenaceae
Exons: 1
Coding region: 1-399 (132 amino acids)
Source: RefSeq, a predicted model, not a curated record